Hypoxylon trugodes is the source of this 1209-nucleotide messenger RNA. RefSeq lists its product as uncharacterized. Gene Ontology annotation, molecular function: hydrolase activity. The transcript is spliced from 5 exons. NCBI's taxonomy places the organism in Eukaryota, Fungi, Ascomycota, Sordariomycetes, Xylariales, Hypoxylaceae. The record is from RefSeq and is a predicted model, not a curated record. The coding region runs from base 1 to 1209 and encodes 402 amino acids.
AUGACGAUUGUUCAUAUGGUAUUUUUCCGUUUCAGGCCCGAGGUGACGCAAGAACACAAAGAUACAUUUGUGCGGGAGCUGAAGAAGCUUAAGAACCUCCCAUGCGUUAAAGAUAAUCGGUUGAUAGUCGGUGGUCCGUCAAUAACCGACCCAAUAGAAAGGAGCAAGGGUUUUGAAUUUGCUCUGGUGAGCUAUCAUCAUGACCGAGCAGCAUUGGAUGCAUACCAAGCUAGUAAAGAGCACACUUGGGUGACGCAGACUUACCUCUUUCCAUUUAAAGAGGAUCUCUGCAGGUUUGAUUUCGAAGUCGACCCCGAGGAUGAAUAUAUGGAUUCCCACAUCCACAUCAUAGAUCCAGAUAGGUUCCCACUGGACCCGGAUAGGGACUACACCCCCAAGCCCGCGACCGUAGAUAACUGUACCGAAUUCCAAGAAAGCCGAGGCAUCAAACACGCCGUAGUAGUCCUCCCCAGCGUCUACGGAACCAACAACUCCGUCCUCCUAGACGCCCUCCGGCACUUCCAAGGCCAAUACCGGGGCGUAGCUGUCGUCGACACCGAAAACAUAACCACCGCCGAACUCGACGAAUUACACGAAGCCGGAGUCCGAGGUCUACGCGUGAACCUAGGUUCCUCCAACGACACCGACAAAAUAAUCCGCGAAGUUGAAUCUAACAUCGCGAUCGCGCGCACGCGGAACUGGGCCGUACAACUCUGGGUCCCGCUCUCAUCUAUGGUAUCCCUACACCCGGUAAUCCUGAACAAUUCCGAUAUAACUUUCGUCGCGGACCACUUCGCGCACACGGAAACGAGUUCCAAGACCAACGUCUCAUCUAGUACCUACGAUCCUUACCGUAGCACCGGGUUUCACGAAGUAAUUGAUUUAGUCCAACGGAAACUGUUGUUCAUCAAGAUCUCGGCUCCGUACCAAAACUCCAAGCAAGACCCGCUGUACGAGGAUAUGCGGAUUAUCGCGCAGACGCUGAUCGCUGCCGGACCGGAGAUGGUGGUGUAUGGAAGCGAUUGGCCGCAUACCGCGAGUAAGGAGGGGAAUGGACCGGGCGGACCGCUGGUCCCGUCGGAUUACCGUGUCGUAAAUGAUGCUGCGCUGGUGGAGAUCGCGAAGGAUUGGGCUGGUGGCGAGGCUCAGGUACAGCGGCUGUUUGUCGAUAACCCACGGAGAUUGUGGCAGUGGUAUAGCGAGGACUAA